Molecule: messenger RNA, 1608 nt
Organism: Myotis myotis
Lineage: Eukaryota; Metazoa; Chordata; Mammalia; Chiroptera; Vespertilionidae
Gene: RNF144A
Product: ring finger protein 144A
Exons: 6
Coding region: 4-1014 (336 amino acids)
Biological process (GO): positive regulation of proteasomal ubiquitin-dependent protein catabolic process; protein polyubiquitination; ubiquitin-dependent protein catabolic process
Cellular component (GO): Golgi apparatus; ubiquitin ligase complex; cytoplasm
Molecular function (GO): ubiquitin protein ligase activity; ubiquitin conjugating enzyme binding; zinc ion binding
Source: RefSeq, a predicted model, not a curated record
UGGAUGUGGCCUCUUUGCGCCAAGCCACAGCCUCGGUGGCCCGGUUUGGGGAGAGCCCACGUGCCCGCCACUGACUUCCUGAAGGGUCCUGGGCCGUCGCUCCAUCCAGUCGGGCCCUGUGUCUACUGCUCGGCCAUGACCACGGCGUGGUACCGGCCCACGUGGGACCUGGCCCUGGACCCGCUGGUGUCGUGCAAGCUGUGCCUCGGCGAGUACCCGGUGGAGCAGAUGACCACCCUGGCCCAGUGCCGCUGCGUCUUCUGCACGCUGUGCCUGAAGCAGUACGUGGAGCUCCUGAUCAAAGAAGGAUUCGAAACCGCUAUCAGCUGCCCGGACGCCACCUGCCCGAAGCAGGGCCGCCUGCAGGAGCACGAGAUCGAGUGCAUGGUUGCGGCUGAAAUUAUGCAAAGAUACAAAAAGCUACAAUUUGAAAGAGAGGUGCUGCUGGACCCCUGUCGGACCUGGUGCCCGGUGUCCACCUGCCAGGCCGUGUGCCAGCUCCCGGAGAUGGGGCUGCAGACGUCCCAGCCGGUGCAGUGCAAGGCCUGCGCCACGGAAUUCUGCUCCGCCUGCAAGGCCAGCUGGCACCCCGGCCAGGGCUGCCCGGAGACCAUGCCCAUCACCUUCCUUCCCGGGGACACCAGCUUCCCAGCAACAAGGGUGGGGCCGGUGACCCAGCCCCCGUGCCGGCUGGGAGAUGGCCCGGCUGAUUACGGCAUUGCCGUGUCGUGUUAUUUCGUCUGCUGUGUGGCUGGUAACUCCUACAUGGCUGGUUCCUCUUGCUGCCUCGGUUGGACUCUCCCCCCAGAUCCUGGCCUACAGCGGGCACCCCUUUCUAGGGAGGCGCCACCCUGGUUUGCCACAGUCCCCGCCACACCCUCUUGCCUCCCUGGCCCUGACGCUGGCGGUCAGGUGUCUUUUAUGACUCACCGUCCACUCGGCUGUUUUCAAAACGAGAUCUCCCCGCCACCCCCGUCCCCAAGCAGCGUCGGUCAGCGUUGCUCACGUACCUGACACCUGAGCCUUAAAGGCGUGAGGACGUGUGGACGUGGGGACGCUGUCAGGCUCCUGGCUCUCUCCCUAGCAGGACUGUGCAGAGGGGACAGUGUCACGUGUGGUUCGGCCGGGAGCCGUUGCAGCAGGUAGACUCCUGUGCAGGCCCCGUGCUCCGGGACUCCCCUAUUUUAACCGUUUCUGUUGGAAAACGUCUCCUGGGGAUGCUCUCCGGGGUGCGGGCCCUGGUCGGGGCAUUUCCUUCAGAACGGCUUCGAGUCCCACGAGAAAAUCGGUCCCCUGCCCCAAGGUGGGUCCUGCGAGCAGCCACGUGACCGGACCAGGGAGUCACCUCGCUCGCUGGCUUGGCGCCCGGGGACCGUGUCUGCAGCCACCGGCUUCACGGGGCGGCCCCCGCCAGCGUGUGCAGAGCCGGCCUGGCCCAGGUCCACCGGCUCCCACGUGCCCUGCAGCCGCCUCUGACACAAGAGCGGACGAUGGACGGCGUUCCGUCCUCACACCUGAACAUCUGCGUUACUUUUUUAUUAAAUAUGUUUUUAUUGAUCUUUAGAGAAAGAGGAAGGGAGAGCGAUAGAGAGAGAGAAACGUUGAUGA